AUGGACUUACAGGGUUUGUCCUCAUCAUCAUUUUUCUCUGAGGAUGUUUCUUUUCCCAGUGAGAGGCAGGUGGGGUUUUGGAAGUCAGAAACGAUGCCUGAUCAACAUGUUCAGAAUAUUCGAGAUACAUUAGCUAAACAGUAUGUUGGUCGAUUCCUGGGACAUUCUCGCUUUUACGUUGAUCGUGUUGUUUGGCUUAGAAAGUUGGUUAUAACUUUCUCGGUUGGGAAAUCAGCUGUUUUAUCACCCCCAGAGAAACUUGUAGCUGUGGAGCCGGUUAAAUCGCUUGAACAGCCUCAGCCUUCCCUUAUGCGUGACCAUAAAAUGAAUCAUAGCUUAGAUAGGCAUGCAGUGGGAGCAGAGAGAGCAUUAAGUAGGUCCUUCACUUUAUUGAGAGCCGUGGACAAUGAUCCUGGUACAAGGACUAGUUUGAAUGAGCAGCCGGCAUCUUAUUUUGCAGAAGGUGGCAAAGUGAUGGCAACUCAGCAUGAGAAUAGUCUCUUCUCAAGCUCGUUAUCGGAAUUAUUCAGUAGGAAGUUGAGAUUAUCUUCAACCAAUCCUCUAUAUGGCCAUUCUGUUGAUACCAUUGCCUCUCAUUUUGAGGAAGAGGAACCUUUUGAGUCCCUUGAAGAAAUUGAGGCCCAAACCAUUGGAAACCUUCUCCCCAAUGAUGAUGACUUGUUUACCGGAGUGACCGAUAGGAUAGAAAAUAUCAACCAUCCCAAUGGUGGAGAUGAUAUGGAGGAGUUGGACUUUUUCAGCAGCGUUGGAGGGAUGGAUUUGGGGGAUGAUGGUUCUGUGGGCCAGAUUGAUUCUGAGUUUUCUGGAGGAGCUUCCAAUGGUCAGCUGGGGGCUUGCAAUCUUUCAAUGGCGGGAGAACACCCUUAUGGUGAACACCCUUCAAGAACACUCUUUGUGAGAAAUAUAAAUAGCAGUGUCGAAGAGUCUGAGUUAAGGGCUGUAUUUGAGCAAUAUGGUGAUAUUCGUACACUUUAUACGGCUUGCAAGCAUCGUGGUUUUGUUAUGAUAUCCUAUUAUGAUAUUAGAGCAGCCAGAAAUGCGAUGAAAGCACUACAAAAUAGGCCAUUGAGACGUAGGAAACUUGACAUUCAUUACUCAAUUCCAAAGGACAAUCCUUCAGAGAAAGAUUUUAACCAGGGCACUCUUGUUGUAUUCAACCUUGAUUCUUCUGUUUCGAAUGACGAGCUUCAUCGGCUCUUUGGUGUCUAUGGAGAGAUCAAGGAGAUUCGUGAAACCCCAAACAGAAAUAAUCACAAAUUUGUUGAAUUUUAUGACGUGAGAGCUGCCGAGGCUGCUCUUCAUGCAUUGCAAAAGAGUGAUAUUGCUGGGAAGCGGAUUAAGCUUGAGGCAAGUCGUCCAGGGGGUUUAAGACGUUUAUUGCAACAGAUUCCUCCUGAGCUGGAACAAGAUGAGUUUGGGCCUUUUGUGCAGCAGAGUAGCCCUCCCAAUAACUCAACUACUGGAUUCUCUGGAACAAUUAUAUCCUGUGGCAUGGAUAAUGGUCCUAUUUUGGGCGCACCCUCUGCAAUACAAGCCCCAUUUCUGGAAUCUGCAUUGCAUCAGGGAAUCUCUUCUAGUGUUCCUAACAACUUGUCCUCACUUUUGAGAGUUGAAUCAGCUGGCAAUCAAACUGGCUUUGCUGAGCGCAGUCACUCACCAGGUCAAUUGAAAUUUGAAAUUCAGGGCACUCCAAAUUUUCAUCCUCAUUCACUUCCAGAGUAUGAUGGCCUAAAUAGUGGUGUUCACUGCAAUUCUCCUGGAGCAAUGGCAGCAAACAUCAAUGCUAGGCCACUUGAAAGAAUUGAUACACGGCAGUUAGCCAGAAUUAGCCCAAAUGGAAACCCAAUUGAAUUCAACGAAGGAGUUUUUGGAUCUGCCCGAAAUGGGAGCUGCUCUCUACCUGGGCAUCACUAUACAUGGGGUAACUCCUAUCAUCACCAACCUCCAAGCAUGAUCUGGCCAAACUCACCAUCAUUUGUCAAUGGAAUUUCUGUUGCUCAUCCUGGACCACGGUUGCAUGGACCUCCUAGAGCACCACCUCCUAUGCUGAAUCCAGUUUUACCCAUCAAUAACCAACAUGUGGGAUCGGCACCAGCUGUUAAUCCUUCUCUCUGGGAUAGGCAACAUGCAUAUGCGGGGGAAUCUCCUGACACUUCUGGUUUCCAUCCUGGUUCCCUUGGGAGCAUGAGGAUUUCCAAUAAUUCGUUGCACUCCAUGGAAUUUCUUUCUGCUAACAUCUUUCCUCAUGCUGGGGGAAACUGUCUGGAACUUCCAAUGCCCCCUAAAAAUGUUGGGCUCCAAUCACAGCAGCAGAGAUCCAUGGUGUUUCCUGGCAGAGGCCAAAUGAUUCCCAUGAUUAAUGCAUUUGAUCCUCCCAGUGAACGUGCUAGAAGCCGUAGAAAUGAAGGCAGCAUUAGUCAGGCUGACAAGAAACAAUAUGAGCUUGACAUUGAUCGCAUAUUGCGAGGGGAUGACAACCGAACAACGCUUAUGAUAAAGAACAUUCCUAACAAGUAUACUUCAAAAAUGCUUCUGGCUGCAAUUGAUGAACGCCAUAAAGGAACUUACAAUUUCAUUUACCUGCCAAUUGAUUUUAAGAACAAAUGCAAUGUUGGGUAUGCAUUUAUCAACAUGAUUGAUCCCAGUCAAAUAAUUCCAUUCUAUCAGGCAUUUAAUGGAAAGAAAUGGGAGAAGUUCAAUAGUGAAAAAGUAGCAUCACUUGCUUAUGCCCGCAUACAAGGCAAAGCAGCUCUCAUUGCACAUUUCCAGAAUUCAAGCUUGAUGAAUGAGGAUAAGCGAUGCAGACCCAUUCUCUUCAAUACUGAUGGACCCAAUGCAGGUGACCAGGUGCCCUUUCCAAUGGGGGUUACUGUAAGAACUAGACUUGGGAAAACCCGAACCAUCACCCAUGAGGAGAACCAGCAAGGAAGCCCAUCAAAUCUGGCAGGUGGGGAGGAUUCUUCAAAUGGGGACGCUUCCUCAGGUUCUGGAAAGGAGUCUGAUUAA
This is a messenger RNA of Dovyalis caffra, 3027 nucleotides long. The record is from the annotation of a GenBank genome assembly. Lineage: Eukaryota; Viridiplantae; Streptophyta; Magnoliopsida; Malpighiales; Salicaceae.